CGCCGUCGCCGUCCCGGCCGCUGGCGGGAAGAGGGGGAGACAUUUUAGCUAUUAGCUGGCUAGGUCUCUUUAUCUUUGGCCAUGGCCUCGCCACCGCACGCGGUGAUUGUGGGAGCCGGACCUGCGGGCUGUCUGACGGCAAUCUACUGCAUCAGGCGAGGGUUCCACGUCCAUCUGUUCGACAAGAGGACGCCACCUGCAACAGCAGACAGAUAUGUUGGAAGCGAUUCCCGCUCCUACACAAUGCUACUUACCUGCCGGGCCAUUGAGGCGCUCCAGGCAGCACAAGUGCAAGUGCCCAGCUCGCUCAUGGGGCCACUCGUAGGAGGCUGUGUGCAUCUGCCCAACAAGAAGACGAGAGUGUUCACCUAUACGAACGGGAACAGUGCCAGCUACGGUAUAAGCCGGAACGGACUUGUGUGGUACCUCCAGCGCGUGCUCCUCCAAAGAUAUGCGAGCCAUGUCUCGACCCACUUUGAAUAUGAGCUGGCCAAGAUAGACGAUGACAAGUGCGUGGCAGUGUUCCAAUCCACUCGCGAAGGUGGCGACAGCAUACAGGUGGAGUAUGGCCUACUCGUCGGGGCUGAUGGAGUUUCGAGCAAGACCCGGAGCGAGAUGUUGAGGCUGGAGGAGACUCGACCAGAGACUCCCUCGCUGACUUUCAAGUAUACCCGCAAUCCUGAAAGCUACAAGUCGUUCUACGUCUCUCCCGCACUGGCAAAGUCUUCUCCACUCUAUGUCCAUCACAGUUACGUCCAGAGCUGGCCAGCUCUCAACAUGUUGCUGGUUGGCAUGGCAGACGGCAGCUUUUGGGGGGGCUCCAAAAAUUCGGAGCUUCUAAACGCAACCAGCGGCGCUGCUGUUGAGCGUAUCUUCAGGUAAAGUCCAUUGGCAACUCCCUUGUCAUGGCUCUGUUGUAUGUAUACACAGGGAAACAGCUCCCGAGGUGUAUGAUUUACUCUGUCAGCAAAACUCCGACUUUAGUGAGGAUUACGCAAA
Molecule: messenger RNA, 999 nt
Organism: Selaginella moellendorffii
Lineage: Eukaryota; Viridiplantae; Streptophyta; Lycopodiopsida; Selaginellales; Selaginellaceae
Product: kynurenine 3-monooxygenase
Exons: 7
Coding region: 82-882 (266 amino acids)
Biological process (GO): NAD+ metabolic process
Molecular function (GO): FAD binding; NAD(P)H oxidase H2O2-forming activity; kynurenine 3-monooxygenase activity
Source: RefSeq, a predicted model, not a curated record